This is a messenger RNA of Erythranthe guttata (spotted monkey flower), 942 nucleotides long. RefSeq lists its product as uncharacterized. Lineage: Eukaryota; Viridiplantae; Streptophyta; Magnoliopsida; Lamiales; Phrymaceae. The record is from RefSeq and is a predicted model, not a curated record.
AUGGUGAAUAUUCCGGUGAGGUUCAAUAGGAUGGCGGCCGCCUUCGACGAGAUGGCUAGGGUUAGGUCAUACGAGAGCAGCGGCAGCGAGCAUUCCUCCGCAGAUUUGUCCGAUCUCGUCAACUCCUUCUUCGAGAGGGAAAUCAGAGAGCAAAUUAGAACCACCGACGAUGACGUCAUCGAUCGUGAUGAGAAUGGGAACCGGAUUGACGACGGUGACGAAUCGGAUCAAAACAACUCUAAGGAUUUCGAACUCGAAGAUUCUCUGAAGAAAUUGUUCAAUCGCGACCAAAACGACGUUGUCUUCAGAAGCCGUAUUCAUGCUGAGGUGGAGAAGGCGUUGGCAGAAGUCGCCGCCGGCGACAAUUACUCGUCGCCGGAUUUUAAACGGCGGCUGAUGGCUCGGUUGCGCAGCGGUGGCUUGGACGCCGGCAUGUGCAAAUCGAAGUGGGAGAAAAAUGGCCGGAUUCCGUCGGGGAACUACGAGUACGUCGACGUGAAAGCCGGCGAAACACGAUACAUCGUCGAAGUAUAUAUAGCAGGAGAGUUCACAAUCGCACGUCCGACGGGUUGCUACACGUCGUUGCUCGAUUUAUUUCCGCAGAUUUGUGUCUGUAAAGAGGACGAGUUGAGCAGGCUGGUGAAGCUAAUGUGCAGGGCCAUGAGAAAGUCGAUGAAGAGCGUCGAUUUAACCUUGCCGCCGUGGCGCCGCCUAGCCUACUUGAAAGCCAAGUGGUUUGGGUCCUACAAACGGACAAUUAACGAGGUUCGAGGGGGAGUGGCGGCGGCCAAGGACUUGGCCGGAAAUAGAUUUGUCGGUUUUGCUCCCGCGGCGGCAAUGGGUGCUUCCUUAUAUUGCAGAGUUGAUUUUACGACCAAAAGUGGGGGUAGGGUUGGUAAUUUGGCGGCGGCGUUUAAGCAAAAGGAAAUGGUGGUACUCUAA